CUCUUCACUAUAAAUACGCACCGCCUCAUGGUGGCGUAAGGCACUCAUACUCUCUCAAUUUCUCUUAUUUCAGUUUCUGAAUUAAAUUUCUACUCGCAUACUCAUAUCAAAUUAUCACUCUAAACUAAAUAUGUUAGUUUAUCAGGAUCUUCUCACAGGUGAUGAGCUUCUCUCAGAUUCAUUCCCGUACAAGGAAAUUGAGAAUGGGAUGCUUUGGGAAGUAGAAGGAAAAUGGGUUGUUCAAGGAGCAAUUAAUGUAGACAUUGGGGCUAACCCUUCUGCAGAAGGUGGCGACGAAGAUGAAGGAGUCGAUGACCAAGCUGCCAAGGUCGUUGACAUUGUUGAUACCUUCAGGCUUCAGGAGCAACCUGCUUAUGACAAGAAGCAAUUUGUUACCUUCAUGAAGAGGUAUAUCAAAUUGCUGACACCAAAAUUGGAGCCAGAGAAGCAAGAGCUGUUUAAGAAGCACAUUGAAUCAGCAACCAAGUUUCUUCUUUCAAAGCUCAGUGACCUUCAAUUUUUCGUGGGAGAGAGCAUGCACGAUGAUGGCAGCGUGGUGUUUGCAUACUACAAAGAAGGUGCAACCGAUCCAACUUUUCUGUACUUAGCAUAUGGGUUGAAGGAAAUUAAGUGUUGAUUCAAGUUUUCACAAUUUGGUAAUGAGAUGGUGGUUUCAUGUAGUUUUAGGUUUUAAGUUUUUACCUUUGGUGCUGAAUUUUGCUGUAAUGUGUUUUAAAGAGUGGUAGAUUCAAACUCAAAUAUAUUAUUACUUGUACUUGAUUCAGCUGAGGAAUAAGAAGAUACACAUUCUUGCUA
This is a messenger RNA of Mangifera indica (mango), 816 nucleotides long. RefSeq names its product translationally-controlled tumor protein homolog. The coding region runs from base 131 to 637 and encodes 168 amino acids. Gene Ontology annotation, molecular function: calcium ion binding. The record is from RefSeq and is a predicted model, not a curated record. Gene Ontology annotation, cellular component: cytoplasm. The transcript is spliced from 5 exons. Lineage: Eukaryota; Viridiplantae; Streptophyta; Magnoliopsida; Sapindales; Anacardiaceae.